Molecule: messenger RNA, 1446 nt
Organism: Diplodia corticola
Lineage: Eukaryota; Fungi; Ascomycota; Dothideomycetes; Botryosphaeriales; Botryosphaeriaceae
Product: fad binding domain-containing protein
Exons: 3
Coding region: 1-1446 (481 amino acids)
Biological process (GO): secondary metabolite biosynthetic process
Molecular function (GO): monooxygenase activity; FAD binding
Source: RefSeq, a predicted model, not a curated record
AUGUCUCCCCCCAUCCCGCCACCCGUCCACGUCCAACAGCAAAUCGAGCGCGACCCCUCCUCCCAACUCGACAUCCUCAUCGUCGGCGCCGGCCUCGGCGGCCUCGGCGCCGCCAUCGCCCUCCUCCUCGCCGGCCACCGCGUCAGCAUCCUCGAGGGCGCCGCGCAGAUUGGCGAGGUGGGCGCGGGGAUCCAAUGCCUGCCCAACGCGACGCGCAUCCUGCGCGCGUGGGGGACGGGAGACGCGCUGGCGGCGCACCGCACGCGGCCGCGGCGGUGCAACAUGUGGGGGUGGAAGGGGAACGCGCUGGCGAGCAUGGAUUUUAGGGGGUACGAGGAGAGGUUGGGAGGAGGCGGCGGAGGGGGGGCGGAGUUUUGGGAUUUUCAUAGGGCGGGGUUGCAUGCGUGUUUGGUGGAGAGGGCGGUGGGGUUGGGGGCGGAACUGAGGUGUGGGGCGAGGGUUGUGGAUGUGGUGGUGGAGGAGGGUGAUGGCGAGGGGGAGGGGGAGGGCGCGGUGUGCUGUGUGUUGCAGAGUGGGGAGAGGGUGGUGGCGGAUUUGGUGGUCGGGGCGGAUGGGAUCAAUAGCAGGUGUAGGGAGAUUCUGCUCGGGAGGGAGGAUCCCCCCGUGCAGACGGGCGAUUUGGCGUACCGGUUGUUGUUGAGCACGAAGGAGAUGAUGAAGGAUCCGGAGUUGAGGGGGUUUGUGGAGGAUCCGCAAGUCAAUUAUUGGAUGGGCCCGGAUGCACAUGCCGUGAACUACGUCCUGAGAGGAGGUGAGCUCUUCAACAUGGUGUUGCUGGUGCCGGACGACAUGCCGGCUGGGGCAACGACGCUGGAAGGAAACGUCGAGGAGAUGCGCGCCCUGUACAAGGACUGGGAUCCGCGCAUCCCGAAGUUGCUGGCGCUUUGCGAAAGCGUGUACAAGUGGCGGCUGUGCAUCCGGCCUACGCUCGAGCCCAGCUGGUCCGAUCCGUCCGGUUCCUUCGUCCUCCUGGGUGACGCCGUGCACGCGACGUUGCCUUACUUGGCCAGCGGCGCGGGAAUGAGCCUGGAGGACGCGAGCGUACUCGGCUUGUGCCUGGCGAAGAUCAAGAACAAGAGCAAGGAGGAGAAGAGGAGAGCGCUGAGUGUAUACGAGAAGUGCAGGAAGGACCGCACGGAGAGGGUGGUGCAGCGUGGCAAUCUGCAGCAGCAUCUCUACCACCUCCAUGACGGAGAGGAGCAGGUGGAGAGAGACAGGCUGUUUGCAGCGUGGAACGAGUACGAGGAGAUGGAGCGGAGAGGUGAGAGCCCGGAUCCGAAGGCAUUGGGCCUCGAGCAUGGGAGCGAUCCGUUCCCUUGGAGGUUCAGCGGCGUUGGAGACUGGCUGUUGACGUACGAUUGCGUGAGUGAUGUGGAGGCGCAUUGGGCGAAGGACGAUGAAGUGGUAGAGAGGGCGAAUCUGUGA